AACACGCAAUAAAGCCUCACGACGGGGCUCGAUCCAAAAUAUCCGCCAGGACAAAAAUGGUUUCACCAACUGCAACUACCCCCGGCUCACCCUCCCCUACCGCCUUCACGCGCUCUCACUGUCGCUCUGUUUUGCGGUUUCCACGACGUCGUUUGGAUUCCUUCGCGACGACCAGACUCUCCUGAUGGUCCGCGCUCCGUAAAAUCACCGCUGUAAACAAGACUCGGCUUCUCUCACACAAAUAUACACAGAACACGAAGCAUUAGAACAUCCGAAAACAUGGAAUGGAUCGGUGGACCAAUGGAACCGACCCGCUCCACAGGAGAAAGAUGCCUUUCCUUACCAUGUUUGCGCUAUACUUUCUCGUUAAAGAUGCUCCAUCAAAAGCUGAGACACAAGAAUGUUGCUGCUCCGAUUACCUCCGGCCAAACAAACUUCUUCUUUUGUAAGCUACAGAUAGAUAAAGAUAAAACGGAUAUGGUCACCAACAGCAAAUAUAAAUGUCAGAUGGCGCUGUUUCUGUUUAGACGCAGUCAAAGUUCAAGUUUCAAAAUGGAAUCCAGCUCUAAUUUGGGGAAUAGAUUAGAAGGUGAUCUUUACCCGGUGGAUCUACCGGUACGACAUUAUGGCGAGUUAAAUGCAGGAUGUGAAGAAUACCUGUCGAGUGUUAAAUCAGACGGUGCCAUGCCGCACAUCUUUUCUAAUGGAGAGAAAGUGCAAGUAACUUGUAAAAACAUUGGUCGACUUGCUUUUCUGAGUGAUGGUGACAUGCCAUAUUUUAUUCUUGCUCUACACAUGCCUGAGGAUGAAACCAAAGUGGUUGCUGUGUACUUGCACGGCAAAUGGUGGGCCAUUGGUGAUGUUUUGAAGACGUCAGACAAAUCCAGACAUGGACUUGUGUUAGUGAAGUCUGUCAUGGAGAGGGUGGUGCUGUUCCUGCUCAGUCAGGUUAUAUUUGGAAUUAUGGAGAAGACUCUCAAAGACGACCUAUAUUUUUCAGCCUUUUCCCUGUGGGAACAUGGCAAAAUUCUCUGGCAUAACGGAGAAGCGGUUGGGUUUUACACCAUCAAAAAAAAGGGCAGCCUUUGUGAUGGUUACACUGGCCAGAGCUAUCAGCUCCCCAUGCUGGACACUGUGUUUGUCCGCUCUCACUGGAGAAGGACUGGUCUUGCUUUACAGAUGCUGGAGGAUUUCUGCUUAUCUCAACCCACGGAGGGGAUUCUGGGAAUUAGCUUUCCGAUGUCUCCUGGCAUGUAUGGAGUUUGCGAGAAGUAUCUUGAGAUCCACAAAGAAGAGAGAGAUCGUCUGUAUGAGGUGGAAGCGCCCGGUGAAUGGACUCAAAGACGCAAUGUGUGGUUAAACAUCCAGCUGCAAAAGCUCCCACAGGACUCAGCAUGUGGAGAUUUAGAGCAGAGUCCACAUACCAGUCAUGAAAGAAGGAAACUUGAUUUAGACGUGGGGACACUGCAACAAUGUGGAUCAUCAGUCCGCCCUAAAGAACCAUCAGGCAGUGCAAAGAAGCGACCAGCUGGUCAGUCCAAGACCAGAACCAACUACAAAAAAGCCAGGACUUAAUAUUUAAUUACAGUGUAUUUAAUUCAUUAAUUUAAGAAAGUAUGUUUCUUUAUGAACGGUAUUUGCGAGUGUCUGACUGAAAAAUACACAUGGGCUGCCCUGAGAGUAUAAGUUAUAUUUUAGGGUUUCUUUAUGAGAAGAAAAAGAGGAAUUACUGUACAGGUGUCUUUAUGUUUAGUCUACAAUAAGGUACAUUUGUUAAUUGUACAUUUAAUUGUGAAAGAACAAUUUUUCUCAUGUGGCUAUUCUUAUGUUUAUCAUUAUAAAUAUAAGAUAUUUUCAAGUUUAUAUUUGGUAAAAAAAAAAAAUGUAUAUAUAUUGAUAAACAGUAUAAAAACUAAAAGGACUUAAGGGGAGAGUAUGUAUGUAUGAUGAUAGGAAACAUAUAAACAUACAGCCUUGUUCUUUUAUAUACCUCAGAUCGGGGGUUUCAAAACUGGAAUCCCCAAAAGAAUCCAGAGAAAAAAAGAAUAAUUUUUUAUUGUGUUUAUUUCCUGCUGCAUAUACAUCCCAGAAUUGUUUAUAUUUUCUUUUAAUCUUUCGACUUCGUUUUCUGUGUUUUUAGUCCCUUUUAUCUCACUUACUGAGGCAGUAUUAAUUGUAAAGCUGUCCAAGUUUAUUUAUUUAUUGUCCAAGUUGCUGCAGUACAACUAAAAUAUAAAAUUUGAAUAGCCAAAUGUAUAUUUAUUAUACAUAUAAAAGUAUAUAGAUAUAUCAAAUUAUAAAAGGUUGAUCAUAA
Messenger RNA from Misgurnus anguillicaudatus (oriental weatherfish), 2314 nucleotides. The record is from RefSeq and is a predicted model, not a curated record. Lineage: Eukaryota; Metazoa; Chordata; Actinopteri; Cypriniformes; Cobitidae.